Molecule: messenger RNA, 1484 nt
Organism: Durusdinium trenchii
Lineage: Eukaryota; Dinophyceae; Suessiales; Symbiodiniaceae
Source: the annotation of a GenBank genome assembly
AGCUGUUGAACGCUCAACCGCUCCGAUCAGACCUGCCGAGUUCGCGUGACGUACAUGACCUUCCCGACGGAAGGUCGAGGUGUGUGGGCGGCAAUGCUGUGUGCUGUCUUUACGAACCUUUUCUUGGUGCUCAGCAAGAUCAUGCAAGGUGACGGAUGGCCCUUCUUCUUUGUAGCCGGCUCUGCAGCUCUCUGUGUGGCCGCAGGCUUGGUUGUGUUCAUGAUUUGCCAGGACUCCUAUCACCUACAGCGCCGUGAGGUGAAGUGGGUCAUUCUGCGUGGUCUUUUUGGCUGCGCCAACAACGUGCUGAGCGUUUCAGCCAUACUCGCGGGCGCGCAUAUCGGCUCGGUGGGGGCCUUGUUAAGCGUGAACACCGUGGUGGCCGCCUUGCUGGGGCGAUUAGUCCUUGGAGAGGCACUGGGGAAGUUGCACAUCCUGGCAGUCUUCUUCUCUUUGGCAGGUGCCAUAUUGAUCUCAGAUCUGGAUCAGGUGAUCAACUUAGACUCCACGGCCAUGCUGGGGAACGCCUUGGCGCUGUCGGCGGGCGUUUGCCUGGGCUGUAUGUUCAUCAGCUCUCGGAAGUCGGGCUCCGCGUCCUCCACCAUGCUGACGGCCUCCGCGAUGGUGCAGCGCUGGGUGGUUUGCUGGGCCUUGGCCAUUCUUCCUGUGGUACCAGAUGGUCAUUUUGAACUCCUGUGGAGCUCGCCUGAGAAGACCCUUGUCUUCUUGGCAUCCUGCAUCUUCCUUCUGUUUGUGUCGAACCUGGCGCAAAGUAUGGCAGCCAAGCUUUGCCCUGCUGCGUUGAGCUCCACGCUCAUUACGGGAACUCAAAUGGCUAGCGGCUUUUUGCUUGACGUCUUUGUCUUUCACAAGGUGCCAAAGGCCCUGACUCUGCUGGGUGCCUCCUUGAUGUUCUUCGCCGUGAUCACCAUGGCCCUCACGCGUCUGCCACGACGCGCGCGAGUCGCGGAUCCUCCGCAGCAAGUGCCUCCGGCGGAGGCGGAGGCGACGGUGGACACGCCCAAGAGCUUGGCGUCCUUCGCCGCCUCCGAGUACGCAGAAAGGGAGGUGGAGCACCUCUCCGUCCCUCGGCAGCGUCUGGCCAACCUGCAACGAGUCUUUGGAAUGCAAACGGCGAUGGCGUGAGAUGGGCCGAAGUUCUUUCACUUGCUGAUUUGUUACAGAAUGAAUGAUGAUUUUGAUCCCAGACUCUUGGCACAAAUCUAGUCCGAAGCGAGAUGCGGUUUGGACCUUACUUGAAACCAGCCUUAGGAUUUGAUAUGUGCCAACUGUCAGGAAGGCUUUCAAGCUGCUUCAGAAGCACCCCGGUGCUUCCAGAUAUGGUGAUUGAAAGUAUUUGGAAGCACAGGGUAAGGCAGCAGCAGCCCGAAUUUAUUUUAUACAGCAAAGCCCGCUUGGAGGCAAGGGGCACCAAGUGCUUGAGAAUGCAUUAGGGUUACGAAGGCCCUAGAACUAGCUUGAAC